UAAAACAUCAUUAGAAAUAUGUUGUCUAAAAUCACAAUGGUUAUCACUUUCUCUGCAAUUUUUAUGACAUUCCUUCUCUGUUCACCAUCAGUGGGUGUAUCUCUUGCAAGGUUACCACUACCAUCACCAAUCACAGGCCCUGAAUCUCUAGCAUUUGAUCGAAACGGUGGAGGGCCAUACGUUGGUGUUUCUGAUGGAAGAAUUCUCAAAUACGUUGGUCCAAGGGGAUUCCAGGAAUAUGGCUACACUUCACCAACCAGGAACAAAACAUUGUGUGAUGGGCUUGCUGAUUUCUCAGAAGUCCAAGCACAAUGUGGAAGACCUUUAGGAUUACGUUUCAACCAUCAAACAAACGAACUAUAUGUCGCAGAUGCUUAUUUUGGGCUUGUGAAGAUCGGACCCAAUGGUGGAGCACCGAUUCAAUCUUUCAAAAUUCUGCAAUCACAAGAGAAUCGUGGCAACUUCACUUUUGACUUUCUUGAUGGAAUUGACAUUGAUAUGGACACUGGAAUCAUUUAUUUAACCCAAGCUAGUACUAACUUCCGUUUCAGGGAUGCAAGAGCACUAGAAAACAGUAGAGAUCAAACGGGGAGCUUAUUCUCAGUAGACCCGAAGAAGAACGAAACAAGAGUUUUGAUGAGAAAUCUUGCAUUGGCAGCUGGGGUGGCAGUGAGCAGAGAUGGAUCAUUUGUUGUUGUGAGCGAAUACUUGGGAAAUAGAAUCCAAAGGUUUUGGCUGAAAGGUCCAAGAGCAAAUUCUUCUGAUUUAUUCUUGCAACUAAGGGGAAGACCAGACAACAUUAGGACCAACUCAAGGGGACAAUUCUGGAUUGCUGUUAAUGAUGUUUUACUACCAAAUCCACCUUCAAGGCCUGUUAUCAUACCCAGAGGACUCAGAGUAGGAGAGAACGGUGUCGUUUCUCGGAUUGUGUCUCUUGUUCGAGAGUUAGGAAGUGAGACAGUGAGUGAGGUUCAUGAACACAAUGGGACACUCUAUUCUGGCUCCUUGCAUGCUUCUUAUGUUUCCAUUUCUACUGUCUUUUAGUUUAUCUAUGUCAACUUUCAACCACACCAAUAAACAAAUUAUU
Messenger RNA from Vigna radiata var. radiata (mung bean), 1087 nucleotides. RefSeq names its product protein STRICTOSIDINE SYNTHASE-LIKE 12-like. The transcript is spliced from 3 exons. Gene Ontology annotation, biological process: biosynthetic process. The record is from RefSeq and is a predicted model, not a curated record. Bases 19 to 1044 code for a protein of 341 amino acids. Gene Ontology annotation, molecular function: strictosidine synthase activity. Lineage: Eukaryota; Viridiplantae; Streptophyta; Magnoliopsida; Fabales; Fabaceae.